AUGUCUUCUCGGGCUAACAAGCUUGUGCCAGAAAAACUUGUCAUCAAGGUCAAUCGCGACAAGCAAGUGCUGGCCAUUGCAUUUCUCUUCAAAGACCAACACUUCAUCGUCUGUCUUCACGACGGUCGUCUCCAAGUCAGAGAAGCGAAAACUGGCAAACUUCUGGGUGAUCCUUGGCAGGAUACAGAGGGAAGCCAAAUUUGUGCAAUCAACGUAUCACCAGAUGGUGGGCGCGUCGCGACUGGCAGCAAAGAUGGCAAAAUACGAGUGUGGAAGUGGAAUGGAAAAACCGCGAAGAUAAUUGCCGAAUCAAAGAAGCACACUCAUGGUACUGCAGCAAAUUGCAUAUGCUGGAGUCGACAUGAUGGUGGCGCUUACAUCGCUAGUGGCUUUGACGAUGGCAGCGUAGCAGUCUGGCCACUACUCACACGACGGCACACAACUCCUCCGCAGGAGAUUCAGCUGGAUGAAGUCAUCAAAAUUUGCAACAAUCCCAACAAUGUAUCAAGCGCAACAUGGGCUAUGACUACAGACAUGCAUGCGAUCGUCGCCGGCCUAACAGAUGGGAAGAUUAUGAUACUUGAACUUCCGGAAGGUCAACCGUUAGAGCUUGAGGGACCAGGUCACUCCGACCUUGUCUGCGCCGUCGUACUGUCACUUCCAAACAAACGUGUACUUGCAAGUGCCUCUCAUGACCGUACCCUCCUCUUUUGGGAUCUCGGUACCAAGCAAACAAUUUGUCAACCACUCCUGCACUCCGCAGAUGUGACAUGUGCAGCAUUCGCAACCAAUGGGACCUUAGUAGCCACUGGUACUUGCGAUGGAGAAGUCUACCUUUGGGAUGUGGCAGACUUUCUCUCUAAUGCAAUGCCAAUGGAGGAUGCGAAUGGUCGUGACAGAGGCACGACUGCUAGACCUUCUCUUAACUUUGACCCUAACUCGCCAAUCCCUACCUGCCAACGUGAAGCCCGACAACCACUAGUACCCCCAUCCCUCGACACUCCGAAUCAUGUAAAACCAAUAUACGGUCAGGAUUUCUUUGACAAUGUGCGUCCUGCAGUCGUAGAUAGUCCCACUCCAAGUGUUAGCAGGCGAUUUUCUAUAUCCCGGCCUAUUAAAGUUGCUGCAUCACGUAUGCAACAGGCAUUGAGGGUAUCCCGAAUACAAAUUGAAAGGCCUCUGACGAACGUGCACCUGGGUGACAUUCAAGAAGAAAGACAAAAUCACCACGGGCAACAUCAAGUAACCAGUGGCAUUCCGCUUACCACAUUCGAACAGCAAUCAGGGGUGACAAAUGAACCGACCACACGAGGCGCUGUUCUUAUACGACAUACUCGCUUGGUCAAUGCCUUGUUACGCAUGGGGUGCAUACCCCAGUACCCCGAUCAGGUGGAUUGA
Molecule: messenger RNA, 1398 nt
Organism: Suillus fuscotomentosus
Lineage: Eukaryota; Fungi; Basidiomycota; Agaricomycetes; Boletales; Suillaceae
Product: WD40-repeat-containing domain protein
Exons: 7
Coding region: 1-1398 (465 amino acids)
Molecular function (GO): protein binding
Source: RefSeq, a predicted model, not a curated record